AGGCGGGGCUUGCCUGAAAACGGGCGGGGAAACAGAGCGCGGUGCGCGCGCUUAAUCCAGUUUGGAGCGCUCGGCUGAAGAUGCCACUUGUGGAGAUGUGACGGUGCGCUGACUCUGCAGCGCUGCGGACUGUCUCAACUGCUUCCCCGGAUCCCUCUUCCUCUGGGAGGGCUGGAAACAAAGUCCUGGAGGAUUCUGGAGGUGCAAAAAGAGAAGAUCUGGUCCAAGGAUGUGAUGGUUCAGAAGUGGAUGGAUGCAGUUGGAUGAGAAAGCAGACCCAAUGAGAGCCAGGAGGAACUCAGCUUGGGACGGGGAGCCCAGACGGGCUUGGACAUGAUGAUCCUGCCCGUCCACUGCAGGGAGUCAGAGCAGUAGAACUUUUCUCCUUUCCUUUAUGGAGUGUCAAAAAUGACCUUUUUCAAGUUGGUGAACGAGAGCAAAGAUGCCAUUGAAGCCCUCAAUGAGACUUUGGACGUGGAGCCUUUAUUGGUCAACAGUACCAUUACAAAAAGGAGCACCAGCAGUAGAGGCGCCAACCUGACCUGCACUGGCAUCCUCUUGGAGCCCCAAGUGGUGGCAGUGGGGGUCUUUUUGGCCAUCUUCAUCACGGUGGCGAUUGUCGGCAACAUUCUGGUAAUUUUGUCAGUACUCUGCAACAGGCAUUUGCGAACCGUCACCAACUUCUUCAUUGUGAACUUGGCGAUUGCUGACCUCCUGCUGGGAGUCGUGGUCCUGCCCUUCAGCGCCUCCCUGGAGGUUCUGGGAUGCUGGGUGUUCGGCCGGGUGUUCUGCAACAUCUGGGCAGCGGUGGACGUCCUGUGCUGCACAGCCUCCAUCCUCAGCCUGUGCAUCAUCUCUGUGGACAGGUAUGUUGGGGUCAAGUACUGCUUGAGGUACCCCACCAUCAUGACAGAAAGGAAGGCAGGUGUCAUCCUGGUGGUCAUCUGGGUGGCAUCUGCCGUUAUCUCCAUAGGACCUCUCCUAGGGUGGAAGGAGCCACCACCAGCUGACGAAAGUGUCUGCAGCAUCACCGAGGAACCAGGCUAUGCCCUGUUCUCCUCGCUCUUCUCCUUCUACCUGCCACUUUCUGUCAUCCUGGUGAUGUACUUCCGGGUGUACGUGGUGGCCCGGAGGACCAGCCGGAGUCUGGAAGCCGGCGUCAAACGGGAAAGGGGAACCUCCACGGAUGUGGUGCUGCGCAUCCACUGCAGGAGCCUUCCCGAGGAGGCUCUGGAGCACAGUCGCAGCCGGGGCAGGGGUCAGCCCUUCCGCAGCUCACUGUCCGUGCGACUUAUGAAGUUCUCCAGAGAAAAGAAGGCAGCCAAAACUCUGGCCAUCGUGGUCGGGAUGUUUGUGCUGUGCUGGCUACCCUUCUUCUUUGUGCUGCCGUUGGGCUCUUUUUUCCCAGCUCUGAAGCCUUCGGACAUGGUGUUCAAGGUAAUUUUCUGGCUGGGCUACUUCAACAGCUGCAUAAACCCCAUUAUCUACCCGUGCUCCAGCAAGGAGUUCCAGCGGGCCUUCACCCGCCUGCUGCGCUGCCAGUGCCACCGGAGGCGGCGAGCUCUGCGGCGAUUCUACGACCAGCGCUGGCGUACGGCCAUCAAAGGCCCUGCCAGGGACUCUCGAGGAGAAUACAGAGUGGGGUUACCCCUCCACGAAUCGUGUGGAGGCUCUUCUGUCUUCUCGUCCAGGAGCAAAGGCCGCUCGCUGCGGAUCAAAAGCUGGAGCUUCUUCCCUCCGCUGCAGAAAUCCUCCUUCCACCUGAAGGAAAAGAUGAACAACUUGUCCAACAAAAUAAAGAGCGGCGCGGGGAAGAGCGCGGCGCCCGCGCUGGGCAGGACCGAGAUCGAUACCGUGGCUAUGGGGAUUUACAGCGAGUGUGGAGAUCCGGGCGGAUACCAGAUCUAUGACCUCCCGGAAUGCUACGGCCUGAAGGAGACGGAUAUCUAACCGCAGGUGAAGGGUCUGCGGAUCAUCACAUUGCUGCUGUCGGGCAUGCACACUGCAAACAAUGCAAAUCUCUGCGGGUGAAGGCAUUGUAAAUGUAGGCAAUACUUGUAAUAUUUCUCAUUAAGAGGCCGUUAUAAGAGUGGAAUCGUUUUUUUAUAUGUACACUAGGGGUGGGCGAUAUGGCUCUAAAACAAUAUCAAGAUGUUUCAGAGUAUUUUUGCGAUAACGAUAUACUUAUCGAUAUUGGAAAAGAUACAGAAAAAUUAUUCAUUCAUUUUAGGAAUAUAGUAUAAUACUAUAACAGUAUAAUCAUAAUAAUGUGGCAAAAUAAAUAAUAUAGCAUAAAAUAAUAUAAUACAGCAAAAAAUAUUGCAGAAUAUUUAGUGCAUGCAUAUAAACUGCAAACUAAAACAAUUAUACAAUAAAUACACCUAAAGCUUCACAGUAAAUAAUAGACUACUUUUAAGACAGAACAGCCCUAUUAUCACCAUAUGGAUUUUUAAUAUCAUGAUAUUUCUGUGUCACGAUAUAUUGUAUACGAUAUAAUAUUGCCCACCCCUAAUGUACACUAUAUGUCCAAUCCUUAGUUGUGCAAUAUGUUAUACUGUGCAAUAUGUAGCAUAAAGCUAUUGGCGCUGUGGCUAAUGCUAGCAUUGAGCUGUGGAGCAGCAUCCAGUACUUUUUGGAUAAGCUGGGGAGUUGAAUGCAAUCAAAUCCUCACAGCAAUGCUUCAUACCAUACUUCAGCCAAAAUUCCUAGCUCAGACACAGUGCCAUGAGCACACUGGCCACUGGUGUUCAGCAUUACAGCAGGUGUGGGUGGGUGUUCCCACACUGUUCUCUUUAGAGUAACCAGUUUACACACUGCUGUUCCAUGAUUUUGGGUACAGCAGUGUCAAAAAGUAAAAUACUAUAAAAAAUCUGAUUUUUUUUUUUACUUGUGUGUGAUGAGAUGAUUAUUUUAUAUAAAUAACAAUAAUAUAAUAUGAUAAUAAUACAGUGUUUUCAACAGGACCAAUAUGAAUCUCUGGAAUAUCUUCCUUUAUAGUGUUAUAUAUAUAUAUAAAAAGUCAAAGAGAGAUUUGAACAGUACCAUAAGGAAUUGCACUCGAUUGAUCAGUGUAUCUCAGAAAUUGAGAUCUUCUUUACAGAAGAAAGUAUGAAAAAAAAUAUUUGCAAUAUAGUAAUAAAUAAAGUAAUUGGUCCAAUUAUAUAUUUAUAUAUUUACCGGGUUUUUUUUUUUUUUUUACAGGUUUUUGAGUGACAGAAAAAAAAGUCUCUACAAAGGACCAAAUUGUGUUUUUAAUUGUUGCUUUAUAAUUGGCUCUUCAAAGCCAAUCUUCAAAGCCAACAUUAAACAUGAAACAAUGUAUAGAAAUUAAAAUUUACAAGUUGUUAUAUUUAUUAUAUAAUUUUGAUCACUGUAGAACAAAAACAAUAAAUCUCCAAAAUAGCAACUUUAGAGAAGAAGGGAAAAUAAUCAUUCAGAAUUUUAAUGGAAUGAAAGUCAAUAGAAGAAUAUUUCAUUUCAAUUACUUUUGGAUUCUAUUGGUUGUUCAUGAUAAAAGUUUAACACAAUGCACACAACAACUGCCAGUUUAAAUAAUGUUAAAAAACUGAAAAAUAACUGCAACUGGAGGAUAUGGGUACACAGUUUUUGGGUGACAGUGAUAUUUGUUUGUUUGUUUGUUUGUUUGUUUGUAUUGUUUGUAAGAGCAACAGGAUACUGCCUACAUUUACUGUAAGACGCUUUCACUUGCCAAGAUCUCAUUUGUCCAGUGCAGGGAGACUAAAAGCAGCCCGCUCAGAGACGGACUUAAACGGGCAGCUUUGACAAAAGCACAAUCGAGGAACAGUUUCUGAACGAAAACUGAAAAAGACGAGGAGCACUGUUCUGUUUCAUGUUUUUUUUUUUUGUAAGGAAUAAAAUCAUGUGGGUUUUUAACCAUGUCACUUCCUUUUUGAGAAGUGAACAAGGUGCAAAUGACUGUCCUUCUUCCUGUGAAGACGCUUCAACCACAGCGAAAGCCGACACUCGGCGUACAGACUCUGUGCUUCUGGUUAACUGUGCACUGUAAAAGUUCACGAGGCCUUUUUAAAGUGAUCCUUUCAGACUGUCCAGUUCUUUCACAGCCAGUAGAGCAACACUGAAGAGCUCCUUCAUACUCUACAGUCAAUCAGUCGUACUACACAACUGGCCAAAAAGGCCCGAACCUGGGGAGCAAGAUUUUACUGUGAUUGUAUAUCCAAUGGACUGACGAACCAGUGGCACUGCUUACUAUUUAUAUUGUGAUUUGCCAGGACGUAGUGUGGCGUUCACGUGGGCAAAGUGCUUAAGGUUGAACUGAUUGUUAUUUAAAUGCUUUUGAGACACAUUUCGUGAAACAUAUGACUUAUAUAAACUUUAUAAAAUUGUGCUGAAAUGUUCUCAUUUCAGAUGGACUCGAUGGCCUAGGAAACAUGCUCAUAUGGGGCCUGAAUGGGCAGCCCAACAGGGAACUGGAAGGAUUUGUCCAUGGGCUCCAUGUUGGCCCCACAAACAGUAUAGUCGCCCACCAGGGUCAGUAAAGGGACAGUAUUAAGGGUUAAACAUGGACUCCAUGUAGGUUAUAUACUGUACAUAGGCCUAAAUAGGACCCAUGUAAGAUUUAGGUGGGCUAACUGGUGGCGCCCAUUUCCAUGUUCAAACAAUCCCAAACAAUCCCAAUCAACCUUAAACCCACCUAGACCAGAUAGGUAGCACCUCUGUAAGCUAUACCCCACAUGAGCAUGUUGUCUAGGCAGUCUCCAACUCAAAACUGACCAAUAAGAGAGAGUGACACAUGAAUGUGAAAGUGAGAGUGGGUGAAAGUGAGAGGCAUACUUAAUUAACGUUCUUCAGAGUCGCUAGCGUUGUCGAGAGAUGCUUUGAAUUUGUUUGUAGUUGCAAAUGUGAUGACGUCCAUCAAUGUCUGAUAUAAAGCAAAAUAAAUCAGAUAAAAGUGGA
Molecule: messenger RNA, 4935 nt
Organism: Astyanax mexicanus (Mexican tetra)
Lineage: Eukaryota; Metazoa; Chordata; Actinopteri; Characiformes; Acestrorhamphidae
Gene: adra1d
Product: adrenoceptor alpha 1D
Exons: 2
Coding region: 409-1950 (513 amino acids)
Biological process (GO): positive regulation of cytosolic calcium ion concentration; adenylate cyclase-activating adrenergic receptor signaling pathway; cell-cell signaling
Cellular component (GO): membrane
Molecular function (GO): alpha1-adrenergic receptor activity
Source: RefSeq, a predicted model, not a curated record